This is a messenger RNA of Lodderomyces oxycetoniae, 1758 nucleotides long. RefSeq lists its product as uncharacterized. Bases 1 to 1758 code for a protein of 585 amino acids. The record is from RefSeq and is a predicted model, not a curated record. Gene Ontology annotation, biological process: mRNA processing. Lineage: Eukaryota; Fungi; Ascomycota; Pichiomycetes; Serinales; Debaryomycetaceae. The transcript has a single exon.
AUGGUUACUGUUGAUAGGUCGGGCUUAGCGUUAACGUUUGUAUCGCCGUAUACGAUCCCUGCUUCCAACCAUUCGAAGCUAUUAUCGCUACUAUUUUCAAAGGAGGAAUCGAAUGAUUUUCAAAGAGAGUUGGAGCUGACCCCCCCAUUUAAUUUGAAUCUUCCUAUAGUGAGUCAAUUUGAUGCAUCUGAAUUAAUUGAAUUGAACAAUACCAAAAUCCUCAGUCAAACAGCUGCUGGACAACGAGCCCAAGUGACAAAUAGAAACGAAGAAUCUACUGCCGAUAUUGUCGUUGAUGAAAACCAAGAGCCAAAAUUGUACAUUGAUAUCGAGUCAAUACGACCGAAAACUUUGAAAGACCAAUUAUCAACUAUAAUUUUUAAUAACUUCCCCAAUUUGAAAAGCAUCGUUGUUGAAAAAGUGCUACUCAGUCUAAUAAACUUGAAUGUUGAUUUCGAAAGGAAAUUCAAUUGGUCAAUAGUCAACUAUGAGUUUGUUGACCUGAAGGUGAUUUUUGUCAAAUUUCAAAAACUCGAAGAUGUAAAAUGGUUUGUGGAAACGUUUUUGGAUAUGAUGCAGGUUAUCCCUAAAGUUGAGAUUAUAUACAGCAAUAAGCUUGACGAAUUAUUAUCUGAGAUAAAAGUACAGCCAGGUAUCAUUACUGAUCACUUAAAGACCCAAAUCAAGCUUAUAUUAUUCAAUUCCAAAAACUAUGCAAGUUCAAAACAGAGAGGGUUUGAAGACCUAGAUCAAGCUAUGAGGUCUUACAGCAAUUACAAGGUUGACAAAAAUGACUUGAUUGAUGUUCCAAACGACAUGAAGGAAGGAAUCAUACGAGAUAUCAUCAGAUUCAGAACUAAGAUGUUGACCAUUGAGAAAGAAAACCGUCAAAAACAAAUUGAAACGGAGAGACACAAGACUAAACACAAGUUGAGUAAAUUAUUCGAGAAAAUACAAGAGGCUGCUGCUGAGGCGCAGACAAAGACAAAGACAAAGGCCGUCGAUGAGUCGUCGUCGUCGGCGACGGCGACGUCGACGUCAAAACUUGUUGAGGACGACAUUGAGAUACUAAACGAGCACGAGGAGUUGAAUGAUACAGAAUACAAUGCGAUGAUCAAAGCAGAAGAAACUGCAGAGGAUACAAAGGAGUAUGAACAACGUUUAGCAAAAUUGAAGGUAAAGGAAAUCAAUGAAAGAGCGCAACUUUAUCAUGAAUUGGAACUUGCCAACAAUUAUGAACCUCAACUCUUGGAAAACAAACUCGAUUAUAUCGAUAAGUUUAAGAAUUAUUACCAGAAUGGACUUGCUACAUUAUAUGAACUGAACUAUAAUGAAUACUUGAAGCAGAGAAAUGCAAAGAGAUCACUAGAAGAGAAGAAUGAUGAGCUUGACGAGGAGAAGGAGAAGAAAGAAGUAGCAAAAGUUACUCUACCAAGUUUCAAGAAAUCUAAAGUUGAACAACAACAUGAAAGAGAGCAAACGAAAACAAAGGUUGAACCAAGUGAAGAGAAUAAAACGAUAGUAAUAAAUGACUUGUCUCCUGAACUAAAAGAACAAAUCAAAUCAAAAAUAGACGAUCUAGUAGAAGAUUGUCUUGGUGUUAAAGAUGAUGUCCUUCUCGAAGUCAUUUACCAAAACCUUCAAACAAAUAAUCUCAAAGGCAAGAAAACUUUGGUGAGCGAUCUUGAAGAAGUUCUUGAUGAAGAUGCAGAAACAUUAAUCAACAAUUUGUACGAUUUCAUAAACUCGGUUGCAUAA